Messenger RNA from Danio aesculapii, 3352 nucleotides. RefSeq names its product chloride channel protein 1-like. Gene Ontology annotation, cellular component: membrane. Gene Ontology annotation, biological process: transmembrane transport; chloride transport. Gene Ontology annotation, molecular function: voltage-gated chloride channel activity. The record is from RefSeq and is a predicted model, not a curated record. Lineage: Eukaryota; Metazoa; Chordata; Actinopteri; Cypriniformes; Danionidae.
AUGGUAUUGGGUCCUUUUGUGCAUAUUGCCAGUAUAUGUGCAGCAGUGCUGAGCAGGGUCAUGUCAAUCUUCACCGGUGUGUAUGAGAACCCAUAUGGUUACUCAGACAUACUGACAGUAGGAUGUGCUGUUGGGGUGGGCUGCUGUUUUGGGACUCCCCUUGGAGGUGUGUUGUUCAGUAUUGAGGUCACAUCGACUUACUUCGCUGUGAGGAAUUACUGGAGAGGAUAUUUUGCUGCAACAUUCAGUGCCUUUAUAUUCCGAGUACUGUCAGUGUGGAACAAAGACUCUGUCACAAUAACAGCACUGUUUCGUACAAAUUUCCGUAUGGAUUUUCCCUUCGACCUGCAGGAGCUGCCAGCUUUUGCAAUAAUCGGGAUCUCAUGUGGGUUUCUAGGGGCGUUCUUUGUCUAUCUGAACAGACAAGUUGUUCUGAUCAUGAGGAGGCCAACAGCUCUAACACGCUUUCUCACGAAACACCGUCUGAUUUACCCUGGUGCCGUGACACUAAUCAUAGCUUCCUUCACAUUUCCUCCUGGUUUUGGACAGUUCAUGGCUGGAGAGCUGAUGCCCAGAGAGUGCAUUAAUUCACUAUUUGAUAACUACACUUGGACAAAGAUCUGGGGUUCACCAGUCCCUCCUGGAUUAGGUCGAUCUGCUGCCUGGCUUCACCCACAAGUCAGCGUCUUUGUCAUCCUUCUCCUCUUCUUUGUCAUGAAGUUCUGGAUGUCUGCAGUCUCUACAACAAUGCCAGUUCCUUCUGGAGCUUUCAUGCCUGUUUUUAUAUUGGGAGCAGCAUUCGGCCGUUUGGUGGGUGAGAUCAUGGCUACACUUUUCCCCAAUGGAAUUCUGUUUGAUGGGAUUGUCUAUCAAAUCCUUCCUGGAGGCUAUGCAGUGAUAGGGGCAGCAGCCAUGACAGGAGCAGUCACUCAUACUGUUUCAACAGCAGUGAUCUGUUUCGAGCUGACAGGCCAAAUCUCACACAUCCUACCCAUGAUGGUUGCAGUGAUUCUCGCCAACAUGGUAGCCCAGGGUCUACAGCCUUCUCUUUAUGACUCCAUCAUUCAGGUCAAAAAGCUGCCAUAUCUUCCAGAGCUCAGCAUUGGUCACAUCAGUAAAUAUAAUAUCUUUGUGGAGGACAUCAUGGUGAAGAAAAUAAAGUUUCUGUCACCUCAGUCCACUUAUAGAGAGCUGAAAGAUCUCCUGGAGUCCUCGUCUCUUAAAACCAUCCCGCUCAUUGAUUCCAAAGAAACGAUGAUUCUGUUGGGUUCCAUUGAAAGAUGUGAACUUCAGGCUGCCCUUGAUUGGUGGCUGUCGGCUGAGAGGCGGGUUUAUAACCGAGGUGGGGGAAUGGCCAGCCUAGUGUCUGAGGGCAGCUGGGAGUCCUUUAUCUUUGUGGAUGAGGAGGUUGGAGAAGAGAAUGGAGACAAGGGUAACCCGGUCUCUGAAGAGUGUAAUGGCCCACUAGGGUCAUCUAAAACCACAGACAUCUCCACUAAUCACACGACAUCUGGAGCCUUACAGACCAUGAGGAGGACACUUCAACGUCUUUUCUCUUCAUCUUCCUCAUCAGGGCAGACUAAGCCAGAGAGUCCUGCAGCUCCACCUGUAGUUGAUAACAUGACUCCUGAAGAGAUCAAAGCCUGGGAAGAUAAUGAGCUGGAUAAGCAGAUUGGCAUUGAUCAGAUCCGUGUUGACCCUUCACCUUUUCAGCUGGUGGAGAGAACAUCUUUGCAUAAGACUCACACAUUGUUCUCUCUUCUGGGUCUCAGUCAUGCAUAUGUAACCAGUAUUGGUAAACUGGUUGGGGUGGUCGCAUUAAAGGAGCUCCAGAAAGCAAUCGAGGGUUCAACACGCAGCGGUGUGCGACUGCGUCCCCCUCUGGCCAGUUUCAGAGACGCAAGACGGAAAACAAAAAAACCUUCUCAUUCCCCUUCUAUCCCAUCCUCUCCCACACAGGACAUAGAAUUAUGGAGUGAGGCAGUUAGAAGAGAAAGUAAAGAGGAGGCUGCUGGCAGUUGUAUUCAGACAGUUGAGAAAGAGUGUGAAAAUGGCAGAAAUAUAGUGAGCACCUCUGAGGAGCAGCUGCCUUCCUCUUCUUCUUCCACAGUCCCUCUCUCCUCACUUCAUUCUCUGCCUGAAGGAGAGGGCGAUGCUGAAAAAGAGAGCGAUGAGGAGCCAUUGUAAGUCUUUUGUUUAUUAAAUUCUAAAGUGUAGCCCUCAUAUGAUGCUGCACGAUCAGACUUUCUGACUGUCUGGACUGGUAUUUCUAUUUUCUUUUUUCUAAAUGUUUUUAUUCAGUUAUUUUUCUGUUUUUCUCUCUUUCUAUAUUUGUACAUAUGGUAUGGACAAUCAUUUGACACAUCACACUAAAUGUCUUCCCCAUGUUUGCCAAUUUGUCAUCUUACUUUUGCUACUGUACAUGAUCUGAGCCUUUACAAAUUACUUGUCUUUGUGUAGGCUGUAGUCAGGUUUAUUAAACAAUACUAAAUUAUGUUUUAUUUCAUCUUGCAGAUUUUAGGUAGCGUGAUUUUUCAUUUUUAUUUUUUUUACAGUGUAGAUGUAAACUUCAAAUUAAUAUUCUAGGUUCUGUACAAGUUCAGUUCAGUCUUGUUAUAUUGUUGACUAAAACUAUUAACCUUUAGUAGUAUUAACCAGUAUUGGGCAUGUUACUUUAAAAAAGUAAUAAUAUAUAGUUACUAGUUAGUAAUGAAAUUACAUCAUUAUAAAAGUAAUAAUUACUUGAGAAAGUAUGUUAUGUGUAUGGCAAAAACUUGGAUGCCCCAAUAUUAUACAUGUUGAAUGAAAUGGACACUAAAUUUAAUAAAUUAUUAGUAAAUGUUGCACACUAUUCUGUACUAAUAUAAUAAUGUUGAUGUGGGACAAUGUGAUAGACACCAAUCAAAUAUUUUAUAUAAAAUAUUUAAAUAUAUCAAUAUUUUAUUGUAAAUGCAAUAAUUUCUAUAGUAGCACAUACAGAGUUGAGCAAGCUUGAAAAAUGUAGUGAGCUAAGCUAUUAGCUAUCUACUACUUAAAAUGUAGCUUAACUACACUAAAAGCUAGCCCCUGGUAAAUGUAGCAAGCUAAGCUAAAAGCAUUUUUAAAAUGAAGCAACCUAAAUCCAAGUCAAUCAUAUCUUAGUGAUCAAUAAAUCUUUCAAUAAAACAUAUGAGGCAAAAUAGUUCAGUUCAGUUAUUUGCUGUAAACAUGCUGUACUAAACAGAGAGACAUUAUAGUAUAUAACAUCUAAAACAAAAAAUCCAAUAAAACCAGGUGUUACACAUUUAAAAUACUAUAGUAAUUUAUAGUAAAGGGAAAUAUUUAGCAAUAAGCAUUAUAUUGUGUGUGUGUG